CCUGAGAGGGGGUGAGCUGACACUGUCCCAGCUGCCACCUAGACUCAGGAGCCCAGCGAAGAAAUCCCAGCCAUGGCCAUGCAGAAAAUCUUUGCCCGAGAAAUCCUGGACUCCAGGGGCAACCCCACAGUGGAGGUGGACCUGCACACGGCCAAGGGCCGAUUCCGAGCAGCUGUGCCCAGUGGAGCUUCCACAGGUAUCUAUGAAGCUCUGGAACUAAGAGAUGGAGACAAAUCUCGCUACCUGGGGAAAGGGGUCCUGAAGGCCGUGGAACACAUCAAUAAGACUCUAGGCCCCGCACUGCUGGAAAAGAAACUAAGCGUGGUGGAUCAAGAAAAAGUUGACAAAUUUAUGAUUGAGCUGGAUGGGACAGAGAAUAAGUCCAAGUUUGGGGCCAAUGCCAUCCUGGGUGUGUCCCUGGCCGUGUGCAAGGCCGGAGCAGCUGAGAAGGGGGUCCCACUCUACCGACACAUUGCAGAUCUCGCCGGGAACCCAGACCUGAUCCUCCCGGUCCCUGCCUUCAAUGUGAUCAACGGGGGCUCCCAUGCUGGAAACAAGCUGGCCAUGCAGGAGUUCAUGAUCCUGCCCGUGGGAGCCCGAUCCUUCAGGGAAGCCAUGCGCAUCGGUGCUGAGGUCUACCACCACCUCAAGGGGGUCAUCAAGGCCAAGUAUGGGAAGGACGCCACCAAUGUGGGUGAUGAGGGCGGCUUUGCACCCAACAUCCUGGAGAACAAUGAAGCCCUGGAGCUGCUGAAGACCGCCAUCCAGGCGGCUGGUUACCCCGACAAGGUGGUGAUUGGCAUGGAUGUGGCGGCGUCUGAGUUCUAUCGCCACGGAAAGUAUGAUCUUGACUUCAAGUCACCUGAUGACCCCGCACGGCACAUCACUGGGGAGAAGCUGGGGGAGCUGUAUAAGAGCUUCAUCAAGAACUAUCCUGUGGUCUCCAUCGAGGACCCUUUUGACCAGGAUGACUGGGCUACCUGGACCUCAUUCCUCUCGGGGGUCAACAUCCAGAUCGUGGGGGAUGACCUCACAGUCACCAACCCCAAGAGGAUUAGCCAGGCCAUUGAGAAGAAGGCCUGCAACUGCCUGCUGCUGAAGGUCAACCAGAUCGGCUCAGUGACCGAAUCCAUCCAGGCCUGCAAACUGGCUCAGUCUAACGGCUGGGGGGUGAUGGUGAGCCACCGCUCCGGGGAAACCGAGGACACGUUCAUCGCUGACCUCGUGGUUGGGCUCUGCACAGGACAGAUCAAGACUGGUGCCCCCUGCCGCUCAGAGCGUCUGGCCAAAUACAAUCAGCUCAUGAGGAUUGAGGAGGCUCUCGGGGACAAGGCUGUUUUUGCUGGACACAAGUUCCGUAACCCAAAGGCCAAGUGAGAAGCUGGAGGCCCCAGGAUUCCACGGGACAGAUCUAGGCCUUCAAGCCCUUCCUCCUGAAAUAAACACUGGUGCCAACCAA
This is a messenger RNA of Lagenorhynchus albirostris (white-beaked dolphin), 1459 nucleotides long. It is a transcript of the gene ENO3, whose product is annotated as enolase 3. The record is from RefSeq and is a predicted model, not a curated record. The coding region runs from base 73 to 1377 and encodes 434 amino acids. The transcript has 12 exons. Gene Ontology annotation, cellular component: phosphopyruvate hydratase complex. Gene Ontology annotation, biological process: glycolytic process. Gene Ontology annotation, molecular function: magnesium ion binding; phosphopyruvate hydratase activity. NCBI's taxonomy places the organism in Eukaryota, Metazoa, Chordata, Mammalia, Artiodactyla, Delphinidae.